This is a messenger RNA of Aspergillus luchuensis, 2373 nucleotides long. Its product is annotated as glycoside hydrolase family 95 protein. The coding region runs from base 1 to 2373 and encodes 790 amino acids. The transcript is spliced from 6 exons. NCBI's taxonomy places the organism in Eukaryota, Fungi, Ascomycota, Eurotiomycetes, Eurotiales, Aspergillaceae. Gene Ontology annotation, biological process: carbohydrate metabolic process. Gene Ontology annotation, molecular function: alpha-L-fucosidase activity. The record is from RefSeq and is a predicted model, not a curated record.
AUGCUCAUCUCUGGAUCAUCGGCGGCUCUUUGGGCAUUGGCUUUGCCUUUUGCGGCAGCCAAGUCGUUAUGGUCUGAUUCCCCGGGAGAUUACAGUAGCUUCAUAAGCACUGCAUUUCCUCUAGGAAAUGGACGACUGGGAGCCAUGCCUGUGGGCUCCUACGACAAGGAGAUUGUUAAUCUUAAUGUCGACUCGUUGUGGCGCGGAGGGCCUUUUGAAAGUCCGACAUACUCAGGAGGAAAUCCAAACGUUUCCAAAGCAGGUGCACUUCCUGGAAUCAGGGAAUGGAUAUUCCAGAAUGGGACAGGCAAUGUCUCUGCGCUGCUGGGUGAGUAUCCGUACUACGGUUCGUAUCAGGUGUUGGCAAACUUGACCAUCGACAUGGGCCAAUUGAGUGAUAUUGAUGGAUACCGUCGGAAUUUGGACCUGAGUUCGGCUGUUUACUCGGAUCAUUUCAGCACCGGCGAGACUUACAUCGAAAGGGAAGCAUUCUGCUCGUACCCAGAUAAUGUUUGCGUUUACAAACUCAGCUCGAAUUCAUCACUGCCUGGUAUUACAUUUGGCCUCGAGAAUCAGCUCACCUCGCCGGCCCCGAAUGUCAGCUGCCAUGGGAAUAGCAUCAGCCUAUAUGGUCAGACAUACCCCGUUAUCGGGAUGAUUUACAACGCCAGGGUGACUGUUGUCGUUCCCGGGUCAAGCAAUGCAUCUGAUCUCUGCUCCUCAUUAACUAUCAAAGUACCAGAGGGAGAAAAGGAGGUGUUCCUUGUAUUUGCUGCUGACACCAAUUAUGAUGCCUCCAACGGAAAUUCAAAAGCUAGCUUUUCGUUCAAAGGGGAAAACCCGUACACGAAAGUACUCCAAGCUGCUACCAAUGCUGCCAAAAAGACUUACUCUGCACUCAAGUCAUCUCACGUCAAAGAUUACCAAGGCGUCUUCAACGAGUUCACAUUAACCCUCCCAGAUCCCAAUGGCUCAGCCGACCGUCCAACUACCGAGCUGCUGUCGUCUUACAGCCAGCCCGGGGAUCCCUACGUGGAGAAUUUGCUCUUCGACUACGGUCGGUACCUUUUCAUAUCAAGCUCGCGGCCAGGGUCUCUGCCGCCUAACUUGCAAGGUCUCUGGACAGAAUCCUAUUCUCCGGCCUGGAGCGGGGACUACCAUGCCAACAUCAACCUACAGAUGAACCACUGGGCCGUUGAGCAAACAGGGUUAGGUGAACUGACUGAGCCACUCUGGACAUAUAUGGCUGAGACAUGGAUGCCUCGAGGCGCAGAGACAGCAGAGUUGUUGUAUGGCACCUCGGAAGGCUGGGUGACGCACGAUGAGAUGAACACAUUUGGACAUACAGCCAUGAAAGAUGUCGCGCAGUGGGCUGACUACCCUGCCACAAAUGCCUGGAUGUCACAUCACGUAUGGGACCACUUCGACUAUUCCCAGGACAGUACCUGGUAUCGCGAGAAGGGCUAUCCCAUUCUCAAAGGAGCAGCGCAAUUCUGGCUCUCUCAGCUUGUGAAAGAUGAGUACUUCAAAGACGGCACUCUAGUGGUAAACCCUUGCAACUCACCGGAGCAUGGACCGACAACCUUCGGCUGCACCCACUACCAACAACUAAUCUGGGAAGUAUUCGGCCACGUCCUGCAAGGUUGGACCGCCUCUGGUGACGACGACACCUCCUUCAAGAACGCUAUCACGUCCAAAUUGUCCACCCUAGACCCAGGCAUCCACAUCGGCUCAUGGGGCCAAAUCCAAGAAUGGAAGCUCGACAUUGACGUUAAAAACGACACCCACCGCCACCUCUCCAACCUCUACGGCUGGUACCCAGGCUACGUCAUCUCCUCCGUGCAUGGAUCUAACAAAACCAUCACCGACGCCGUCGAAACAACCCUCUACUCCCGUGGCACCGGCGUCGAAGACUCCAACACCGGCUGGGCCAAGGUAUGGCGCAGUGCUUGCUGGGCACUCCUCAAUGUUACAGACGAAGCGUACUCCGAACUUUCGCUUGCAAUUCAAGAUAACUUUGCCGAAAACGGAUUCGACAUGUACUCUGGAUCACCACCGUUCCAGAUCGAUGCCAACUUCGGGCUUGUGGGAGCGAUGGUUCAGAUGCUUAUUAGGGAUUUGGACCGUUCCAAUGCUGAUGCUCGUGCCGGUAAGACGCAGGCUGUGCUGCUUGGACCGGCUAUUCCAGCGGCGUGGGGAGGUGGGAGUGUUGAUGGAUUGAGAUUACGGGGUGGUGGUGUCGUCAGUUUCAGUUGGGAUGAUAAUGGACUUGUCGAUUCAUGCAAUACGGAUCUUUCUGCGAGGGGGAGCGAUGCCUCUCGCGUGGAGUUCUAUGUUGCGGGUGGUAAGGCGAUUGACUGUUCAUCAUUGUGA